AUGUCAGUUCAGUUGCUAGGAAACAAGAAGGAGGAAGACAACAGUCAGAGGCAGAAAAUCUGGGUUGGGUCGACAGAGAGAGGAAGAGGAGGAGAUCUGGACCUGAGAGAGAACAAGCUGCAGGAUUCAGGAGUGGAGCUGCUGAGAGAUCUUCUGGAGAGUCCAGACUGCAGACUGGAGACUCUCAGGAUCAAUGACGAGCCAAUCAGAGCCAAGAUACAGAAGAACUGUGACUCCGAUGUGGAACAGGAAGUGAAGACAGACAGAAAGGCUCCUGAAUCCUUCUCACCUGAACACACAACUGAGUCUUCAUACAGGUUCAGGUGUCCUGGUCCAGGUAUGUUCCAGUGUGCUUCGACUGGCCUGGUGUUCGUCAUGGCUCAGAAGGCGGAGCUUCUGUACAGGGCGGCCACUUGGGAUGAGAGCCUCCUCCAAUCAGCUGGCAAGCAGGCAGCAGGGCCGCUGUUCGACGUGAAGAGUUCUGAUGAAGCUGCCGUCUGCCAGCUCCACCUGCCACACAGCGAGACAGAGGAUGCGCUGCUCCUGGACGGCCUGUUGUCUGUCGUCCACAUCACUGAUGAAGGCCUGAGCAUCUUGGAGCCGCUGGAGGUCACACACACUCACGUGGUGGUGAAGGUGCUUCACCUCUCUCCUUUGGCCUUAUCAUCGAUAAAUUGA
Messenger RNA from Trematomus bernacchii (emerald rockcod), 678 nucleotides. Its product is annotated as caspase recruitment domain-containing protein 8-like. Bases 1 to 678 code for a protein of 225 amino acids. The transcript is spliced from 7 exons. NCBI's taxonomy places the organism in Eukaryota, Metazoa, Chordata, Actinopteri, Perciformes, Nototheniidae. The record is from RefSeq and is a predicted model, not a curated record.